This is a messenger RNA of Porites evermanni, 1102 nucleotides long. The record is from the annotation of a GenBank genome assembly. NCBI's taxonomy places the organism in Eukaryota, Metazoa, Cnidaria, Anthozoa, Scleractinia, Poritidae.
AUGGAAAAUCCUCUACACGAAGACUUUCUGAAGAGAGAAGAAGAAAAAGAGAGAUGGAUAGAGUAUUGGGCCGUUUUGAGAAAUUCAGUUCUAUACUUUUACGAUGAACGGACUGAUAUUUGUCACGAGUACUGUGACAAAAUCGAACUUACCCCAGACGCGAAAUGUUUUACGGUUAGACGAAAAACGUACAGUCAUAGAUUUAAACUGAUCACCGAUGAAGGAGCAUGGCUAUUAAAAUGCCACACAAAUAUACAAAGACAUCGAUGGAUGCAUGCGAUCGAGUUAGCAGUGCGAGAACUUUCUUCAGAGAGAACGGAAAUCGAUUCAGCUGUUGGUGUUCCUCGCGGGACGUACAGCCACUGCUACGAGAAAGAUUUGCUCGGAAGAAGGGUUCAAAGAGAAGCGCGAAAACGAGACGCCGCAGCCACGGCGUGCGAAAGCAACAACAACAGCACNGACUGAUAUUUGUCACGAGUACUGUGACAAAAUCGAACUUACCCCAGACGCGAAAUGUUUUACGGUUAGACGAAAAACGUACAGUCAUAGAUUUAAACUGAUCACCGAUGAAGGAGCAUGGCUAUUAAAAUGCCACACAAAUAUACAAAGACAUCGAUGGAUGCAUGCGAUCGAGUUAGCAGUGCGAGAACUUUCUUCAGAGAGAACGGAAAUCGAUUCAGCUGUUGGUGUUCCUCGCGGGACGUACAGCCACUGCUACGAGAAAGAUUUGCUCGGAAGAAGGGUUCAAAGAGAAGCGCGAAAACGAGACGCCGCAGCCACGGCGUGCGAAAGCAACAACAACAGCACUCUAGAGGAACUGAGUAUGAAUCUAAAACUUGAACAAAGGGAAAACAAGAGUUUUUCAAAAACAAGGGCUUCUAGGAAGAAUUUCAAAGGAGAGAAACCACGGCAAUUCAAAGAUAAGCACAAGAACUUUGCCUUCGAAACAUUACAAUGCGAAAAUUCCACAAAUUCAGAUCUUGGUAUUCCAGUGGAAAAUCUCGGCUUCUCCGAUGAUGAAACCUCGACCGAAAGCAAAGAAAAGACUUGCAGUGGCUUUGAUAUUCCCGUAGCAAAAUUAAUCCAGGUUGAGCCUAAAUGA